AUGGACUUUGAUGACCAAGACAACAAACCAAAAGAGGUUACCAAAACCCGCAGAUUUGCACCUUGUCGUGUUGUAAAGUCCAAACCCAAACCCUUGGAUUCGCAAGAUGUUGAAGCCAAAUUCCCUGUCCCUUGUAAAGUUGAAGCCGAGGUCUAUAUUGGCUCCGUUAAAAUGGAGAUUGAUUCUAAACUCAAUAAGGAACCUGAGACGACAGAAUCUGAGUUGAUGAUGGAAUUAGAUCAGAUUCCACUGGGGGAAGAAGAAGAAGAAGAAGACGUUGUUGUUCGUGAAACUGAUGUUUUCUUCAAUCCAUCAAUUGAGGCCAACAACACUAAGCUUUAUGUUCUACAAUAUCCUCUUAGACCCUCUUGGCGACCAUACGAAAUGGAUGAACGAUGCCAACAAGUUAGAGUGAAUCCCUCUACUUGUCAGGUGGAAGUUGAUUUGUCUAUGGAUAUCCAUUCGAGGAACUAUGAUUCCGAGUUUGCAAGUAUGACUAAGCAGACCUUGACAACGACAUGGAAGCAGCAGCCACCUUGGAUGGAUUACGCUAUUGGGGUUCUUUCAGGUGAUAAGAUAACUUAUUUUAAUUGGAGUUUGCGGUUACACUUGAAUCCUGUUCAUGCUGUUGCACAGCUCCGACCGUCUACUCAGUAUUUUUCAUUCAAAAAGAAACAAGCAGAAGCUCUAGAAGAAUCUGCCAUAACUUCCAAAGAACUGAAUUGGGUUUCACUCAAGUAUCUUAAAGGAAUGAUGGCAAAUGACAACUCUUCAAUAGACUUCAACAUGAGCUCUGAGCUUUAUAUCAACUCCUUGUGCCGUGGGGGAAACUCUGAAACGAAACAUUCAUGGAAAAGGGUCUUGACCUCCCUACCGAUUGAAGAACGUGUGCAAAAAAUGCUCUGCCAGGGACCUCACUUAUUUCAAUACAGUGUUCUUAAGCAUUAUGCCCCAGAGUUAUCAGACGAGGAUUUCUUAAAGGUCAUCCAACAAUAUGCCUGGUUAGUUCAAGGUUUAUGGACUCCCAAAACUAGGCUACUAAAACUAGACGGGCCUCUAGAAGCUUCCAGGGAUCAUGUCCUGAUGCUGUUCAGCAAGGGUUCAACUAUAAAGUACUCUGACAUUGAAGCAACUGGUCGCCUUAGGGACAAAAUAAAAACUAUGUUGACUGUAUUUGCCAAAGAAAGGCCUCUGCUAUGUGAUUGGAAGUUGAAAGUGCCCACUGAUGUUUCCUUCAUAAAAUCCUACCCGGAUAUUGCUAAGGAGCAAGCUGCUCUUUGGAAAGCUACGGACGAGAAGCUUACGUCAAAGAUAACACAAGGAGGAGGAAAAAGUAGAGUUGUUGAUAACUCGAGGAAUGUUAUAGGCAAAAAUCCUUCAGCUACUGUUGAACCAGAAAUCUCUAUAACUCUGUCAGACAAAGAACAAAGUUCAAAAACUACAACACCUCUACAUAUGUAA
This is a messenger RNA of Camelina sativa (false flax), 1461 nucleotides long. The record is from RefSeq and is a predicted model, not a curated record. NCBI's taxonomy places the organism in Eukaryota, Viridiplantae, Streptophyta, Magnoliopsida, Brassicales, Brassicaceae.